AUGGUGAAAAAUAAAGAAGUGAGCAUUGAAGGAGCUCUGCAUUUGGCACAGAAGGAGGUGUAUGCUGAAAAGGAUCCCCAGGAUUUGUUAACUGGGUCCCAAUUUAACUUCAUUAUCUACAAAUACAAACACUACCGCUGGCAGAAACGGAUUCUGCAGCUGGAUUUCAGCAGCAGGACCAUUUUUAACAUCGAGAAAGGCACUAUCAGGAAGCAGUUCCCUUUCUCCCAAGUCAGAGGCUGCGAGGACUCGGAGAGGAGGCGUUUCAGCAUCCUGUUCCACGGCAGGCAGCGCUACGAGCUGGAGGCUGUGUCCCUGGAGGACAAGAGGAAGAUAAUCUACCUGCUGAGCAGAGUUAUACAGAGCAAUUCUUACAAGAGACCAGUGGAGUCCUGGCCUGGGAGAGCUGCAGAAUGUGAUGUGAUCCACGAGGGGCUGCUGGAUUUACAACAGAACACCUUAACCUCCACUGAAUGGGUGAAGCUGCGGGUCCCGCUGAGCGUGCAGAGCAGCAGCCCCGAGGCUGCGGGCAGGCUGCGCAGGGAGUGGCUGUCCCUGCUGGGGAGGCACUGCCAGCCCGGCAGCGCUGCCCCCCUGCCCCUGCAGGGCUCUGCGGGACGCAGCUCCCCCGAAGCUGACUAUGAGGAGUGUGUGGCGCCUCUGAGCGAGCAGCGAGAGGAGACUGCCCGCUGUGGAGGGGGUUCUGCAAGGAGCAGCCUGAGGAACCCUGCCGAGCCUGCGGAGGGGCAGGCAGCCCCAGCAGCAGCUCUGCCACCUGCCCUGGGCAGGGCUCAGGUGCCACCAGCCCCACCUGCCCUGCCACAGCCCUGCAGUGUCCCUCCAGCAGCCAAGAGAACCAAAGCCUUUCACUGGGAUCUCGUUCCUUGGGACAAGAUUCAAAAAUCUGUCUGGGGAUCGUGUGACCCGUGCAAGAGGAAAAUAGAUGUGUGCAGGCUGUGUGAGCAGUUCCAGAUCCAGGACACAGCAGUGCCUUCGGGCACCGAGCCUCCAGUGAAUCAGCACAUCCUGCUGGACAGAAAAGUUGCACACAACUUCAACAUUUUCCUUAAAAGUUUCCGUGUAAAACCCAGUGAGCUGAAGGACAAACUCUUCAUCAUCCACGAGGAGAGUGGGGGGCUCACAGAUGAGCAGAUUACAGCACUGAGAAGAUAUUUGCCCACACCCAAAGAUGCAGAAAGGUACCUGUCCUUCAAGGGGCCUUGCUCAGAGCUGCACGUGGUUGACCAGUUCAUGUUAGAGAUGUGUAAAAUCCCCCAGCUGGGCCAGAGGCUGGAUCUGCUGCUCAGCAUCCGUGAGCUCCCUGAGAGCAUCAGAGACCUGGAGCCUCUGAUCGCCCAGAACAUCCAAGCAAGCAAGCAGCUGCAGUCCAGCCCAAAGUUUGUGGCUGUCUUGGAGUACAUUUUAGCCAUGGGGAACCACCUGAAUGAAAAAGCUGGGAAAGAGGUGGCCAAAGGAUUCCGACUGUCCUCUCUGGCCAAACUCUCCCUGCUGAGGGGCAGGGACAGGACCUUCACCCUUCUGCACGCCCUGGUGGAGCAGAUCCUCUCACACCAGCCCGAGCUGGCCACCUUCCCCCAGGAGCUGACAGAGUUUGAAGCUGUUCCUGAUGCAUCCAUGAAGGGCCUCAGUGCUGAAGUUGAUGUUUUAAGGAAAGAGCUGGAGAACCUUAUCCAGUGCAGGAGGCUCCUCAAACCCAAAGCAAGCAAGGCAACACCCCAUGAGUCCCAGUUCUGCAAGGAGCUGAAGGAUUUAAUUCAGAAAUAUGAAGGGGAUCUCUCCCAGCUGUCAAAAAGAUGUGAGGAAAUGAAGAAGCUUUAUAGCAACGUACUGGUGAGGUUUGGGGAGCCCGCAGACCUGGACUCCCAGGAGCUCUUUGGGUGGAUCUGCUCCUUCAUCUGUGAGUUCAGGAAGGCGUGUGCUGAGCUCACACCGUGA
Molecule: messenger RNA, 1956 nt
Organism: Camarhynchus parvulus
Lineage: Eukaryota; Metazoa; Chordata; Aves; Passeriformes; Thraupidae
Product: formin-like protein 19
Exons: 15
Coding region: 1-1956 (651 amino acids)
Source: RefSeq, a predicted model, not a curated record